AUGGAAGAGAUGAGGAAAUCUUCAGAGUCUUGUCAUGCAACUCAAACGCCUUCGUUCUGGUCUUUACCAGACGACCUGGCUCUCAACAUCCUGGCCCGUAUCUCAAGAAUCCAUCAUCCAUCUCUAUCUCUCGUCUCCAAGAGUUUCCGAUCACUGCUCUCUUCACCUGAGCUCGACGCCACACGAACCCUAAUCGGUAAGCCCGAAGACUGCAUCUACCUCUAUCUCAAGUGUCAUUACGUAAACCCUAAACGUCAUUACGUAAACCUUAAACCUCGCUGGUUCACACUUUCCCCAACUCCUGGACAGAAACUCAUACCAAUGCCAAUGCCUUUGUUUCCUUACGAACAUCCCGAACACCCAGCCGUAGUCUCAACUGGUUCUCAUAUUUACCUAAUCGGCGGAACCGUCAAGGGAACUAGAAGCAGAAAAGUGUAUGCCCUAGAUUGUCGACGUCAUCAAUGGCGUAUGCUCCCUGAUAUGCGAUUACCUCGAAAGAAUCCAACGGCCGGUGUGAUUGACGAGAAGAUAUAUUUAUGUGUCUGA
Molecule: messenger RNA, 546 nt
Organism: Microthlaspi erraticum
Lineage: Eukaryota; Viridiplantae; Streptophyta; Magnoliopsida; Brassicales; Brassicaceae
Source: the annotation of a GenBank genome assembly